Hypomesus transpacificus is the source of this 3630-nucleotide messenger RNA. RefSeq names its product transient receptor potential cation channel subfamily M member 1-like. The transcript has 16 exons. Lineage: Eukaryota; Metazoa; Chordata; Actinopteri; Osmeriformes; Osmeridae. Gene Ontology annotation, cellular component: membrane. Gene Ontology annotation, biological process: protein tetramerization; calcium ion transport into cytosol. Gene Ontology annotation, molecular function: calcium channel activity. Bases 1 to 3630 code for a protein of 1209 amino acids. The record is from RefSeq and is a predicted model, not a curated record.
AUGGAAACUGCUGAAAGCACAAAUGCCUCAGCCCCAGACCAGCUGAGUUUGGCCCUGGCCUGGAACAGAGUGGACAUCGCUCGCAGUCAGAUCUUUGUGUACGGACACCACUGGCCUCCUGUGAGUGCCCUGCCCACCAACGCCCCAUCACAGGACCGUCCCAAGAGUCCAGCAGCCGCGCCCCGAGUUGGGAAGGGGAUGGCCCGUGGCAAGAAGGGCAAGGGUGGAAAGACCAAACCUGAGCCCCCUGUAGAGACUGAUCCCAGGAAAUUAGAGCUGCUUAACUGGGUGAACUCUCUGGAGCAGGCCAUGAUGGAUGCACUUGUGUUGGACAGAGUGGAUUUUGUCAAGCUGCUGAUUGAGAACGGGGUCAAUAUUCACAAUUUUCUCACGAUUCCUCGACUGGAGGAACUGUACAACACGGGAAAUCUUCCACCUGAUUACCAGAUUACCUUGAUCGACAUUGGUCUGGUCCUGGAGUUCCUCAUGGGCGGAGCUUAUCGCUGUCACUACACCAGGAAGAGUUUCCGCAUCCUUUACAACAACCUAUAUGGGUUGAAAAGAGAUGAUGACCCACGUUCAAAGGGCAAGGGCAAGAAAAAUAAGAAGAAGAAAGAGGAGGAACUGGACAUAGAUGUAGAUGACCCUGAGGUCAGCCGGUUCCAGUACCCGUUCCAUGAACUGAUGGUUUGGGCAGUACUGAUGAAGCGCCAGAAGAUGGCGCUCUUUUUAUGGCAGAGAGGGGAAGAGGCCAUGGCCAAAGCACUGGUCGCUUGUAAGCUUUAUAAGGCUAUGGCCCACGAGUCUUCACAGAGUGAACUUGUAGAUGACAUUUUCCAAGACCUGGAAAACAACUCCAAGGAAUUUGGCCAGCUUGCCUAUGAACUCCUGGACCAAUCCUAUAAACACGACGAGCAGGUGGCAAUGAAGCUUCUGACCUACGAACUGAAAAACUGGAGCAACUCCACCUGUCUGAAGCUGGCGGUGGCUGCCAAACACAGAGACUUCAUCGCCCACACCUGCAGCCAGAUGCUGUUGACAGACAUGUGGAUGGGCUGUCUGAGGAUGGGAAAGAGCCAUGGGUUGAGGGUCAUUUUUGGAAUUAUUUUUCCACCAUCAAUUCUACUGUUGGAUUUCCGCCUUGGAGAUGAAGCCACAUAUCACGCAUCAGAAAAUGAAGACGCUAAGGAGAAAGAUGAUGACAACAAAUCCAGCAGGGAUGUCAACACUGAUGCAGUAUCCAAGAAGGGGGAUGAAGAGGAAGGCCACAAGAAGCAGAGGAGAGUUCCAAUUGGAAGGAAGAUUUAUGACUUCUACAACACCCCAUUCACCAAGUUCUGGUUCAACACUAUCACCUACUUUGGAUACCUCAUGUUAUACAACUACAUCAUCUUGGUGAAGAUGGAACGCUGGCCAUCCUUGCAAGAGGGUAUCGUUAUCUCUUACAUCAUCACUCUGGGACUGGAAAAAGUCAGGCAGAUCCUGAUGUCUGAGCCGGGUAAGCUAAAGCAGAAGAUCAACGUGUGGCUGGAGGAGUACUGGAAUAUAACAGACCUGGUAGCCAUCUCUGUGUUCCUUCUGGGCCUAAUGCUGCGAUUGCAGAACGAGCCCUACAUGGGUUGGGGCCGGGUCAUUUACUGCAUUGACAUCAUCUUCUGGUACAUCCGCGUUCUGGACAUCUUUGGGGUCAACAAGUACCUGGGACCAUAUGUCAUGAUGAUUGGGAAAAUGAUGAUUGACAUGCUAUAUUUUGUGGUGAUAAUGCUGGUGGUGCUCAUGAGCUUUGGCGUGGCACGGCAGGCCAUCCUUCACCCUGACGAGGAGCCUACCUGGCGCCUGGCCCGGAACAUCUUCUACAUGCCCUACUGGAUGAUCUAUGGAGAAGUGUUUGCGGACUCGAUAGACCCACCAUGUGGUGACAAUUUGUAUGAUGAGGACGGAAAAAAACUGCCACCUUGUAUCCCCGGUGCCUGGCUAACUCCUGCCAUCAUGGCCUGCUAUUUAUUGGUGGCCAACAUCCUGCUAGUCAACCUUCUUAUAGCUGUCUUCAACAACACCUUCUUUGAGGUGAAGUCCAUAUCCAACCAGGUGUGGAAGUUCCAGCGCUACCAGCUGAUCAUGACCUUCCAUGACCGGCCAAUCCUGCCCCCCCCCCUCAUUAUUUUCAGCCACAUCUACAUCCUCCUCAAACGCAUCUGCUGCCGUUGCAAGAAAAGACAGGAGGGAGAGCAAGAUGAAAGAGACAGAGGCCUCCAGCUUGUGCUGAACUCAGAGGAGCUUAAGAGCCUGUAUGAGUUUGAGGAGCAGUGUGUCGAAGAGUACUUCCGUGAGAAGGAGGAUGAGGAACAGUCAUCUAACAACGAACGCAUUCGAGUCACGUCUGAGAGGGUGGAGAACAUGUCCAUGCGCCUGGAAGAGGUGAACGAGAGAGAGCACUCCAUGAAGGCCUCCCUGCAGACGGUGGACCUUCGACUGGCCCAGCUGGAGGAGUUCUCUGGCCGCAUGAUGAAUGCCCUGGAGAAGCUGGCCGGGGUGGACCGCGCCGACCUAGUUCGGACACGAUCCGGGGGCUCAACUGUCGGUGAACCAAACACCCUACUUCGACACAGCAGCAUCAACAGCGCAGACGGUUACAGCGUCUAUCGCUACCACCUGGACAACAGCGACGAUCGGCAUUCUGAAUAUGGAGAGUCUGGAGAAAAACGAAGCCAGAGUCCAGAGGGGAAGGGGAGUUUUCACGAUUUGAGUCCUGCUUCGGCUGGUAAUACUACAGUCAGAGAGUAUGGGGCAACGCUGGAUGUGAUAGUCCCUCAGGACAGGAGACGAUCCAACUCCAGUGUGGACAUCCUGAUCUCACCAUGUGAUGCAGAGAAACAGGAGACCCCAGCACCUGCUCUUGUAGAACCUCCAUCAAAGCCCAGCACGGAGUUGAUGGAUGCUGCCCUGGAGAAAGCUGGGGUGGCCAUGGAGAAGAUCAAAUUGGAAGCGGCCAUUUCGUAUCCCCUGGAAAGGGCAAAGACUCUGCAAUACUGUCCCUCAGAGACCCUCAGCAAUUCUCCGUCCUCCAGCCGAAGAUCCAUGAGUAGCAUGAUGUUUACACCUGCAGAAGGUUCCGAGGGAGCAAGGACUAAGUGGGCCAUGGACUACAACAGCUCCACUACAGAGCAGGCGAUUAAGUCCCCUAUCAUGGGUGACUGGGCGUCCAAGUUUGAGUACAAAGUUCACCCAUGUCCGUUUGGCCACUCUCCCAUGGUAUCGAUGGUGAGUUCCAAUGAAAUACCACUCCCCUCUAGACAAACUACUGAGAGAAUACCAGUAAAUGAAAGAGUGCUAGCAGAUACACAAGAGCCAGGGACUGUCGAGAGCCAGCAAGAUGGAGAGGAGGAAGCCCAAGAGGCCAAGGAGAACAAGGAGGGGAAGGAGGCCAAGGAUACUGAUCAUCUGCUAGUGGCGGAAGACAGGUUUUAUCCAUCUCUCAGGUCGAAGAGCUUGAACACCAACCCCAGGAAAGCUAAGGUUAGAGGGAACAGUCUGGAGAAGCCCAGGUCAGCAAGCAGUGUCAGGGACCUGGCAUUAGCUUUUGCAGGAUCCGGGGAAAAAGUUUGGGGAGACUCUAAGGACACCAAAUAA